Molecule: messenger RNA, 1085 nt
Organism: Fomitiporia mediterranea MF3/22
Lineage: Eukaryota; Fungi; Basidiomycota; Agaricomycetes; Hymenochaetales; Hymenochaetaceae
Product: EF-hand
Exons: 8
Coding region: 83-805 (240 amino acids)
Molecular function (GO): calcium ion binding
Source: RefSeq, a predicted model, not a curated record
AGCGCUCGUCGUCUUAAAAGCUCAACGUCAUCUACAGUCAUCUCUAUCCGAUCAUCGACCAACUCAGCUAAACUCACAGAGCAUGUCCUAUUAUUCUGGCUAUAGGGACGCACCUCCUGGUGGUGGUGGCUACGCGCCUCCUCCUGGUGCACCCCCUGCCUACGGCGGAGGCGGUUACGGAGCUCCAGGUGGUGGACCUGGUGGUUUCCCAGGCGGUGCACCCGGUGGCUUCUCAGCCGGACGUCCUAGUGGACCACCGCCUGGCGCCGACCCUCAGCUCUGGCAAUGGUUCACGUCCGUCGAUGCUGAUAAUAGUGGUGCGAUAACUGCUUCUGAGCUUCAGCAGUGUUUGAUCAAUGGCGAUUGGUCGCCCUUCGAUCUCGAUACUGUCAAGUUGUUGAUGACUAUCUUCGAUACCGAUCGAAGUGGCACGAUUGGAUUCAAUGAAUUUGCUGGCCUCUGGAAGUACAUCAAGGACUGGCAGGGUGUCUUCCGUCACUUCGACAGGGAUCGUUCAGGAUCCAUCGAUGGCCAGGAACUCGACAACGCCUUGAGACAAUUCGGGUAUAACUUGUCACCGCAACUUAUGCAUCUACUCCUGGCAAAAUACGAUGUUGUAGCUACCGAGCCAACAAACCGUCGUGGCCCAGGUCCGCCUCCUGGAAUUACGUUUGACCGCUUCGUCCGCGCUUGCGUCGUGAUCAAGCAGCUCACUGAGUCCUUCCAACGCCUCGACACUCAGCGUAGCGGAUGGGUCCAGAUGAAUUACGACACGUUCAUGCAUACGGUUUUGUCUGCGCCUUAAUCGGCCAUCGUAUCAUGAGCUUCUACAAUGAAUGUUCCGUAAGAAAAACGUGUUUCCAGCCAGAGUUUUCUGUUUCACCAAAUUUGCUGUAAAGUAUCUAAAGGUUGUGUCCUCAACAUGUUCAUCUUCCUCUUAACUUUUUCAUUAAAUCUACAUCGAAAAACCACAAGCUUAUUCAAUACUCUUUUUCUUGUCGAUAUUCAACUCGUGUAUCUGCUUGAUUGCAGUCAAUUUCUUCUCAAUUUCAGAUCACCACAGCUCUGACUGUGCAUUAAAACUU